AUGCGAAGGACCCAAGCUUUGUCCGUCACCUCCGCAGUGUUUGCGAACGCGGAUGGCGAGUUCCCUACGUCUGUCUGCGCCGGUGGCGCGGCCGAAGCGCGUCGCUUGGGGAUAGAUAUACUCGGCAACUUCACGUGGUCAUCCAGCGACAUCACGGCAGUUGUUCAGCAAAUCAAAACUCUGCAACCAGAUGUCCUGGUUGGUUGUGGCUAUGUGGCUGAUGCUUCGAUGUUUGUGGUUGCUGCCAUGGCACUGGAUUUCAAUCCCAAAGCGAUGGUCCUCACGCAGGCUUCACAUCCGGAUUUCAUCGGUGCUGUAGAAGCACGGAACGCGAACUUCAUCGCUGGGCCUGCGCUUUGGGUACCAGAGCUGGGAGAUGAUACCUGCAGUCGUCCCUGCCCAAUAUUCGCGAAUGGUUCCCAUUUUGCCAAUGCUUACAAAUCUGCUUACGCCCGACCACCGCCAUACCAAAGUGCCGCUGCGGCUGCAGCUGGGAUAUUGCUCAUUGAUGCUGUCGCUCGCAGUGAGACCUAUGACCCAUCAGCACUGCGCCCACGCAUAUUGGAAGCCGGAUUCUUGAGCACCUUCUACGGCCGUCUGGCGUUCACUGAUGAUGGAAUGAUGGACGAUGAUGCUUUGAUGUCGCGCACGGUGCAGCUCAGACCACUGGCAGCUUGGGAAUCGCCCUUGUUGCGCUACAACUCGAGCAUGCUCACGGUCCUUGGCAAAGGUGGUCAGGAAAUGGAGGAGAUGCCUAGUUGGCACGCAAAGCGAAUGCUGGUCUAUCCAUGCGAGGAAGGUUAUCAUCUGCGCCUGAAAGAGUGCGUACCCUGCGAUGCGGGUCGCUACCGCCGCUCAGGCACACCAGCUUGCCUCGCCUGCGAACGCGGCACCUAUGCUGCGAUACCUGGACAAGGGCAUUGCCGGCCUUGCCCGACAGGAGCCAACUGCACAGAGCUGGGCACCGCUCUGCCAGAGGCGCGAGCGGGCUACUAUCGGAUGCCGCUGCAGUCUGGGGGGGACCUCAUGCCGUGGAACUUCCAAAAGUGUCGGCCUGAAUCUACAUGCCUUGGUGCCAACAGAUGUCAGGGAAGCAACACCGGAACGCUCUGUGAGCAGUGUCAGCCUGGCUUCACGAAUCAACGUUCCAUCGUCUUCGGGGCCGGCAGGGGCCACUGCCAGGAGUGCCCUUCCACGGAAGUGAACGUGUUAUUGGUCGUCCUGCUCAUUUUCGCGUGUGCGGCUUACAUAGCAGUCGUCUUCAAAGCCACGAUCUCCUCAGCUCUUUCUGUUCGGCACCUUCAAUCGAUUAUCUUGAAGAUUGUGAUCAACUACCUUGUGUUCGCCCAAGUUACGCUGCAGUCUACGGGCUUUUGGGAUCAGAUGUGGACGGAACUGCAAAAAACCUUUCCCUCAGCGUCGCCUGCUGAUGAAGGUCCAAUCCUGCUCAGCUAUGACUGCUUGCUUCAAAGCUCUGGUUGGCAGGUCUUUCGUGCUCAGAUGUACCUCGCAAUCUUAAUGUUGCCAACAGCCCUGUUUUUCAAUAUGAUGUUCUGUUUGAUGCGGAAUAUAAUUCUCAUUUGCCGUAUCAAGCGCAACAAGGAAGUUGUGGAAAGGCUCCGUCAAUUCGACGACCACAGCUGGAAUUGGACUUCUCUUACAAGGCACGUUUCUGAUGACCAGCUGACGAGGAAAGGUUCACCACCACUCCGCUCGCAAUCGAGCCUGGUCAUCUCAGAGGUAGCCAGCGUGCACAGUCCGUCGAGCGCCGGCCUUGCAAGCCGCACGAACACCGAAGAUGAGAUCAGGCAGUGGAAGGAGUUCAAGUUGGCAGUUGUGCAAUCUUCGGUGGUUUGGGCAUUUGUAUUGUAUCCGACUAUCAUUCAAGCGUUGCUGAAGGGCAUUGUGUGUGAAGAGUACGACACGCUGCGCCUGAUGGUCAACAUGGAUGUGGAGUGUUUCGGUGGCGACCAUGCGCAGGUGUUUGCUUUGUGCCUUUCUGGACUUCUACUCUACGGCCUUGGGACUCCCGCUGUAUUCUUUUUACUUCUAUACAGGAGGAGACACAAGCUGAUGAUGCCUUCGACCCGACGAAAGUUGGGAUUUCUGUACAAUGGCUUUCAGUGGCGAUCGUAUCAUUAUGAGUGCAUCUACAUGCUUCGAAAGUUCUCAAUUCUUUUUGCAGCCAGCCUUCCGCAGCAGACGCUCCGAUCAACGAUCAUGCUCUGCCUCGGGAUGUAUUUCUUCAUCCAACACCUGCGUUUGGACCCUUUCGACAAUCGAGAGUACAAGGUCCUAGACAAGCUGGAGCUGCUAAACUUGUGGUGUUUGGUUGUUACGCUCCUGGGUGUGUCCCUCUUCGAGGAAACCCAGUUUAACACUGGAAAUGCAUCAUCCUUGGUCACUGCGCUGCUGUCCAGUGUGGUUUUCAGGGCGUGUGUAAUUGCUAUCGUCAUUGCAAGCCAUGUGGUCUUCUGGUUUUAUGCGAUCCGAGCACUGGUGAGUGACAUGGUGGUGCGCCCCUUGCGCUUGAAAGCCUUGGCCGGCAUGAAAUUGCAGUGGUGGCAAGAAGUACUGCUAGCCUUCUAUCGAACUUGUGUAGGUUCGGGAAACAUGCUCCGUUUUCGUGGCAAUGAUAACAGUCUGGAUGUGAGUGAACUCACCGACAGAGAGAAGCGAUUUCUCACAGUGGCCCUCCAGAGCACGUUGGAAUGCUACAUGAACUACUCGGGACAGGCUACACCAGGCUUGGUCUCGGUGGCACUUCGGGAGGCCGUGUUGAUUUGUCAGAGAACACGGCGCCUUCAAAUCGAUUGGCUCCGGCGACAUGUGGAGAUCAAUGUGCCGUGCAUGGCCUUGCUUUGGGGCGCCUUCAGGGCAAGAAUCUGUGCAGCUUACACGACAAUGAGUGCGACAUGCGCCAGGCUCCGGCGGAGGCCUGGCCUCAAAGAGACGGAAGAUCCUGAAGAGGACAGUCCUGUUGUUCAAAAGCAAGCCUCUUUGCUGCGAAUGCCCAUUACGCGGUGGGACACGCACUACAUGCGCAACAUUGCUGAUCGUGAGAAGCAACCUACAGUGAAUGAGUUCUAUGUGGAAGAGCUACAUGAUGCCUUGAUGGUGCUUUGGCCGGAGAUCAAGAGAGGUUGGCCAGAGCUGCACCAUUUCUCAAGCGGGGACACGCCAGAGAAGCGGUUUGUGGUGUGGGAGGGCCAGGGAGCUGAAGCUAUCAUGAGCGAGAUGCAGUGCCCUCAAGGCGUCCUGCAGCAGGCUUUGUGCCGCCGAAGCAGCCGUGACACCUUGCAUACUCUUCAAACUGCAAGCCCGAAGGAAAACGUGGAAGACAAAAAUGCAAGUGAAGGAGCAGGCGUUGCCAGUUCCACUGAUAAAGGUGAGAGAGAUGCGAAUUCCGCGGUCGAACGCACAGCUGAGCAGGGCUGGUUGCAUCACAUGCUGGAUGCCGAGGAUACGGAGACAGAGCUUGCGCGAGUUGGUGCUGCCUUACGACGUGCAAACCAACGAAACUUUCAGUUUGCUUGUCGAAUCAUUCUGGAAAGACAUCGCGCCUGGAAGCUUCAGCAAAAGCUUGAAGAAGCACUGGAUAAGCUGGCCAUCUCGAGCAGUCUGGUCCAGGGCAUCAUCAAACCGACAAAUUGCUCUGUUCAGAGAACCGCUGAUGAGGGUUCCCAGGGAGGCGCGGCUCGUCGUAGAAAUGCAUCCAAAGCAUCUAUCUGUGGCCUCGACCAUGAAAUCCCAAAGCCAUCUACAGUUGACAGGAGUGAAUAUGUGGAACAAGAAGUUGCUUCACCAACUGCUGUCUCUUCCAAAGCAGAGCAAAUGGAAAUUCAGGAGAUUCCUCGGUUGCAGGUGGCUGCAGCGCACGCAGCGAAGACCUUGUCGCUGAGCAGUGAGGCAAACCCCGAUGAGAGACCGAGGAAAGCAGCGAAAGCAACGAGAGUUUCGAACGUCACGAAGGCACCAGAAGCACCGGAAGCACCGGAAGCACCGGAAGCAAGCCCAGAAAGCGCGACUGAAGGCUCUGUUCUUGGGCAUUGGGCUGGAUCGCUCAUACGGGCUUUUGACCGCCUAAAGCCGACAGAGGCACCUGAGGCACCUGAGGCGCCUGCGCCCGCAGCCUCCGCGAGUUCCUCCGCAGCCUCCGCGAGUUCCUCCGCAGCCUCCUCUGUGCCCAACGUGCCCAACGUGCCCAACGUGCCCAACUCCACAAAACCUGCAAGCAACUCUGAAGGGGCGCAACAUUGGUGGGGUGCACUUCGACCGGUGUCGGACCUGAAACCUGUACAGGCUGCCCACGACGAUUUGCGAGAUUCACCAUCCCUCGACAUCAACGAUCCUGUCUCGCUACAGGAGCGUUACAUGCGUGCAACGGCAAGAGGCCGCAGUGAAGGAAGCCCAGAGACGAGCCCCCAUGUCGCGUCCGCUGGUCGUCCUAGCAGCUGGCGACGUCGAGUGGAAGGGCAGAGAGGAGGGGGCGACUAG
Symbiodinium natans is the source of this 4497-nucleotide messenger RNA. The record is from the annotation of a GenBank genome assembly. Lineage: Eukaryota; Dinophyceae; Suessiales; Symbiodiniaceae.